AAUAAAAGUAACUUCGCCAAGUGCAUGCCGACCUCGAAAUCAAACAUUGGUUUUGUGGUGCUCGUUUGUGAUGUGCCUUAUCGUUAUGCAUUGUUUGUAUUUCAUGCGUGGAAAGUAAAGUAUUUUGACGAAUUAUCUGUUAAAAAUUCAUAACUGGCUAAGUUUUACGUUAUUAUGGAAACAAACAAUGCCGUCUGCAAUAUUCUGCAUUCCAGUGUUGUUACUGUGUGUUCUAUUUUCACAGUGAAUAAAUGUAUUUAUUUUAAUAAAAAUGUUUAGUUUUUGUAUAAAAGUUUGCAUGUGCUGACAGGGAUUUUUUAAAAAUAUUGUCAACUCUUGACAUUGUGAACAGUUGUGGAAAAGCAUGUCCGUGUUCUUUGACCACAAAGUACAAAUAACAGAACCAUCAGCUGUUAAUGUAGCAAUAGAAUGGCAUCCUUUGAACCCAUGGUUAGCUGUGUCAUCAUAUAGCCAAGAAAAAGGUGGUUUUGUGAAUAUUUGCAAUGAAUUGGGUGAACCUUUGGAAGAUGUCACAUGUCCCCAGCAUCCUGUUGCCCAAGUAACAACUUUAACAUGGCAUCCAUCAAAGAAAUUGCUUGUUACUGGUUGGGAAAAUGGAGAAAUAAGGGUUUGGAUAGGAGAAAAGGAGUUUACUUCUGUGGAGUCCCCUCAUCAAGUACCGAUCAUUAUUUUAGAAUGGAGCGAGCAAGGAGGAAGACUUGUUUCGGGAGAUACUGGUGGUUCUUUGGUUGGCUGGAAAGUUGACCCCCGAGGUCAUUUUUCUUCUGUUUUUCACAUUGAUCUCAAAGAUGCUGUUACACAUAUUGCCUUCAGAAAAGAUUUACAGAAAAAUAUGGGAUAUGACUUAAGUGGCUUAGCUCGAGCUGCUGUGGCAGGUGACGAACUAGCUCUUGACAUGUUCAGCGCAUGGAGGCCAAGAACAGCUGGUAAUAGAUUCACAUAUCAAGCUACUCAUGGGGACAACCUUUCUUUGUUUGUUGGUUCUGUGUCAGGAAUUAUUUAUUACAUCACUGAAGAUGGUUCUGUAACAGAAGUGCUUAAUUUAGAAGGAAUUCUUUUAAAGAAAAUGUUGUAUAGAGAGGGCAAAGAUAAUCUUAUUGUUAUGACAGAAGGUCUGUCAGUUGGACAGUUUGCAGUUGAUGCCAAAGGCAACCUAACAGAAAUAAUGAAGGUGAAGCUAAGUGGUCGAUCUCAAGACGCAACUAUGGUUUGGGCUGGUUCUGGCCUUUUAGCUAUAUCAACAGGAGAUCUCUCAAUUCGGUGUUGGGACAUGGACUCUGGAGACAACUAUCUUCUUGAAGCUAUUCCAUCUUCUGGAGAAAAUGCUAGCAACCUUCCCACUGAAAUAUUCACUCAUAUUUCCUUCAAUAGUCAGAAAGGGCUGCUCUGUGGGGGGUCCAACUUGGGUCGAGUGUGUAUGUGGAAGAGCACUGGCCAGCAGAAAGACCUCGGUGACGAUGGAGAUGUCAGUGGAGCUCUAAUGGAUGCAUCACUUCUUUGGCAAGUGGAGCGCUCCUGCCAAGUGCGAGGUUCUAUCAAACAACUGACAUGGAAUAAUCCUUCAGGACUACUAGCUGUCAAUACUAUCAGCAAUGUAUUUUUGUUGCGUGAACAGAUAUUGUGUUCUGCCUACAGUCAGCAUGUUCUUGCCGUUCAAGUGGGCCCUAGUCAGUUAACUAUAGAGGUCAUGGAAUCAGAAGAUAACUCUAAAGGCUGCAGCUGUGAUCUCAAAACAGACAUUCAAAUUAGUGGUGUAACAGUCACUGCUACUCAUCUUGCAGUGUGGAGUAAGAAGACCCUUGUCAUAUACCAACUUAAUACUGAUUAUAGUGGAGAAACGCCAAAGAUUACGUGCAAAGUUGUUGGAUCUUUUUCAAGUGAAGUGGAGGCUGCAGUUCUCUUUGAGCAGAGUGCAAUUGUUCUUGGAGAGGAGAGGGUGGAGGUGUUCAGCUUCAGCGGAGCUGUAAAGCAGACGCUUGCCCUAGCAGAAGCAGAAGGAAAACCUCUAGGUCUGCAGUUGUGUGGUAGUUUUCUUUGUGUGGCCACUACGUGUGGCUCCUUACGUGUCUGGGAUCUGUCUCGCAGAGAAGCAAAGCCACAUACAUCUACCAAGAAUCUUGAAGAAGAUAUCUCUGAUUUUGGGGAAAUUAUUUCAGCAUGUUGUAACAGCAAGGGAACCAAAGUCUCUAUUACAAUAGCAAAGUCAAAUUUUGUGCCCGAUACAAGACUGUAUUUGUGGGAUAUUGAGUCAGAUACUCUGUCAUAUUUUAACUUUGCUUCGGGCAAAAUGGACAAAGAAGAAGCUGAUGAUUUGCGAGCUACUCCAGAAGGUUCUGCAAAAUCAGAUGAAAGCAAAAGUGAAACACUUUCACAGCCUCCAGCACGUACUUUGUCUGGACGAUUUGUAUUAUCUCACCAGUGGGAUGCUGAAGAACCAAAAUUAUUAGUGUGUGAAGCCAAACUCCUUCCCAAGCCUUCACGUAAUAAGGAUGUAGCUUCUUGGCCAAGAAGAGUGUCUACAUCAACUGUUACUCUACCGGAUGCUGCUACUUUAAAAGACCAGGAAAUGCAACAAGAAGUGCUUUUAGUAACAAUCUUCACUACUCCAGAACAAGGAAUAAUUCUUCAAGAUAUUUUUCCAAUGUCAUCGGACUUCACUAAAUUGCUUGGAGUUCAUACACCUCAUUAUCUGCUAUUGAAGAAACCCAGCCAAACAUCAGCCACAAAUUCAGAAAAGCUGAUAAUGAGGGAUUUUGAGGGAUUGCAAACCUGUGACAAAAGCACAAGAGAUGCAGUCCUGCAUUUUAGUUACAACCUGAGUAUUGGCAACAUGGAUGAAGCAUUUCGAGCAAUCAAAACUGUGAAAAGUGAAGCUGUGUGGGAAAGUUUGGCUAGAAUGUGUGUGAAAACAAAACGUCUUGAUGUAGCUUCAGUGUGCCUUGGACAUAUGAAACAUGCACGUGGUGCUAUGUUGCUUCGAGAAGCCAAGAAAGAGCCUCAACUGGAGGCACAAGUAGGCAUGUUAGCAGUGCAACUGGGUAUGCUGGAUGAAGCGGAGCGGUUGUAUACAACAUGUGGUCGUUUUGACUUGCUGAAUAAAAUGUAUCAGGCAGCUGGAGAGUGGGAGAAAGCAUUAAGAGUUGCAGAAGAACAAGACAGAAUUCAUUUGAGAGCAACGUAUUUUAAUUAUGCUUGUCAUCUUGAGGCCAAAGGAGAUUAUACUGGUGCUGCACAUAUGUAUGAGCGUUCAGACACGCACCGUUUCCAAGUACCACGAAUGUUAUUGGAAGAUCCUCUCAGCCUUGAAAAUUAUAUAAUCAAGGCCAAAGACCCAGCAUUAACAAAAUGGUGGGCACAGUACAUGGAAAGUACAGGGCAAAUGGAUCUAGCCCUCCAGUUUUAUGAGGAAGCUCAAGAUUAUUUCUCGUUGGUUCGAGUCUUAUGCUUCCAACAUGACAUUGAGAAAGCAGCUGAGGUGGCUAGCAGCUCAGGAGAUCGCGCAGCCUGCUACCAUUUGGCUCGCCACUAUGAAGCAGAUGGUAGAAUCAGUGAUGCUAUCCACUUUUUCACAAGAGCAGAAGCAUACAGCAAUGCAGUUCGCAUUUGUAAGGAGCAUGGAAUAGAAGACCAACUAUGGAAUCUAGCCUUGUUAGCAGGUCCUAGAGAACAACUGGAAGCAGCUCGAUACUUUGAGAGCAGUGAGAGAGCUUCCCCUGAUAAAGCAGUAAUAUUGUUUCAUCGAGCAGGAAUGUUACAUAAAGCCCUUGAUCUUGCUUUCAAAACUCAGCAGUACAAUGCCCUUCAACAUAUAGCUGUUGAUCUGAAUUCAAACUCGGACCCAGCACUCAUUCUCAAAUGUGCUCAAUUCUUUGUUGAAAACAAACAGUUCGACAAAGCUGUUGACUUGCUUGCUGUUGGAAAACAGUAUGUAGAAGCUUUGGAUCUGUGCUUAGAUAAAAAUAUUCCUGUAACUGAGGAUCUAGCUGAGAAACUCACUAUGGCAAAAGGAGAGGGUGAUGAGGGUACACGAGUUCGGGUCCUUGAAAAAGUUGCAGAGAGUGCAAUGGCACAAGGAAAUUAUCAUCUUGCCACAAAGAAGUUUACACAGGCUGGUAACAAAGUGAAAGCUAUGAAGGCUUUACUCAAAUCUGGAGACACUGAGAAAAUUAUCUUCUUUGCAAAUGUUUCCCGGCAGAGAGAAAUUUAUGUAAUGGCAGCCAAUUACUUGCAGUCCUUAGAUUGGCAAAAUGAUCCAAGUGUGUUAAAGAAUAUAGUGCAAUUUUACAGCAAAGGGAGAGCUCCUGAGUUACUUGCCAAUUUCUAUGUUGCAUGUGCUCAAGUGGAAAUUGAUGAGUAUCAAAAUUAUGAAAAAGCCUUGGGAGCUCUUUCAGAGGCUAGUCGUUGUCUCUCUAAAGUGUCUCAACCUCGUGACCCAAAGCAGCAUGAGAGAGCUGUAGAAAAUUUGAAUAAUCGUAUGUCUGUUGUUAGAAGAUUUGUAGAAAUACGCAGGCUAUUUGAUAGAGGGGAUGCUGAAACAGCUUUAAGUCAAUGUCGACAAAUGUUAGAAAGUUACACAGAUCCCAAUUCAGAUUACGAGACUGCUGUUCGCCGGGGAGAUAUUUAUGCAGUAAUGGUGGAACAUAAAGUCUCCACUGGGGAUUUAAGAGGAGCUCAACAGCUCAUUGAUGAAUUCCGUCGUUCUGCACCUGGUGCAAACCUUCCUUACUAUCUUGGAAUUUCAACAUUGGAAAAGGUUGCACGGGGCUUAGGCCUUCCAUUAUCAUCUAUUGCUCCACAAGCAAUCAGAAGUGACUCAUCACUGCAUGCAGAAAGAGAAGAUAGUGUUGAUCAAGAAGAGGCAGAAGAUAUUGUAGAAGAGGAAGAUGAUAUAAAAGAAGAAGAAACCAAUUACAGGUAUAUAAAUGGAAAAACAUAUGCAGCAGUAUGAGCAAGUAGUAUUUAUAAGUUAACUUAAUGUGAUACCAUCCGUCCAGUAGAAUGUCCUCAUGAUAAUUUCAAUGAAAUUUUAUUUUCAUAAUUGAAUCAUGUGAAGCAGUGUCUUGAUCGUUGUACAUGUGCAAACAUCUACUUUUUGUAUGUACUUCUAUGUUUAUUUAAACAACUUAGUGAAACAGAGUACCUGACAAUAUGAGAGACUAAGUUGAAAAGGAAACUAUGCCUGGAUGGCUAAUUCUUUUGUACAUACAUAUUCUUUAUUUGUAUACAAGACACACUCAGGUUACAGAAUUUAGUUUAAUUUAUAUGUCUGUAGUUUCUUUCACUAGAAUCAGUUUUCUCUAAUAGGAAAAGAAACUACAGAUAGAUUCUUAGAAAACUAAUUUUUGCUCUAAAGAGCACAAAUUAUGCAUUUUGGAAGGUUUUUAAUUCCAUAAUAAAUUAACGACUGGUUAAGAAGCUCUCUAGAAAACUUAUUUUCUUUAAAGAAUGAAUGAGUAUAUGAAAUAGAAAUAUGAGAGUACAACUUAAGUUCUUUUGAUUAAUUAUCCAUAUCAGCCAUAAUACUUAUGUACUCCAUUAAUGCUUAAGUAAUUUUAUAAAAUGCAUUAUAAAUAAAUGCAAGUAGGUAUGAAAGAAGUGAUGGGAAUAUUGGCACAGUCUCAUUUUCUCUUUAUCAUCCCUAAGUCAGAAAACCAAAAAUGUAUUUAUUUAUAUUUUUCGUGUAAACUAGAUGUAAAAUGUUACUGAAGUAACAAUAUGUUCAGAUGUCAACUAAUUGCACACCUGUGGAGUAGUCUUGAAGUUCACAGUGCUGAGUGUCUGAGUUUCAGUAUUUUCCAGUUAAGGAUAUGUGACAUCCUUACAACAUAGAUCUCAGUAGUUUUAUUUAAAAAAUAAUUUAUAUGUAUCACAAAAAGUACGUCCCACCUGUACUUACAUGUAACUAAUCCGUCCAUAUUUUAGACAAUAAAUAUAUGUUAACAUAUUAAAAUUUUUGAGUUAUUUUUUAAAUUGUUUACUCAACUCAACAUUUUUCAAGAUUUAUAUUUAUGAGUAAAUCAGUAAUUACAUUUUCAUAUACAUUGCAAAUUUUAAAUAUUAUAAAAAUAUAUUUUUCUAUUUAUAACAAAAUAUACAAAUAUUACAUUCAUUCUUGGAAUGAUUUCUAAUACUACAAAAAACAUUUACAAUUUCUAGAGACACAAUUCCACAUCAGAAAAAUAUACAUUACAAGUCUCAUCUAACUAGACUAGAAACUAAAUUGAUAUUUAUUUAAACAGGCCUAAAAUACAUAUGUAUUCAAAAAAAUUGAGCAAGGGCAAAAUAAUCACAUUUCAAGCAUAUCACACAAUUAUUAAAUUAAUUUUUUCAUUGAGAACUGUCAGAAUAUAAAAAAAUAUUUUUCUCCAGUUUCAAGAUGAGAAGAAUAAAAUACAACCAUUCUUUUCUGUUAAAUUUUCACCAUGUAGCUUAGUAGUCAAGAGUUUAUCAAAUUGUUGUACCCACUGAAUAACUCUGAACAAAGGCGAUAUUUGGAAGCAGAUGUUAAACAGAAAGACAAGUAAUACCAACAAAAAGAAUGUGAAUAUUCAGGCAUUACAGCAAAAUAUUUGAAUUUCUUGACUUAGUAGUCUGAGAUAUUCACCAAUUUCACAUUGGUACAUUAGUGAUCUAACUGACACGGGUUUUGAGAAAUCACAUUUUCUGAAGCUAAUUCAGCUUUGCUGCUGGCAACAAAAGUAGGGCUGUGUAGAAGUGUCCUUUGAUUUACACUGUCCGUUUGCCAACUUUGCCUCGAGAGACCUGAGAAUCAAGUCUCUAGAGAAUGUAGAUCUUUGUUUUGGAUCAGGUUUUGGAUAUUGUGUUCAUGUGCUUUGAACAAGGCUUACAUAGAGUUGGAAACCCUUUGGGUUCCUUUAUUAUUUUCUGUUCUUAUGAAUUCAGGAAAAGAAAAAGAGAAAAGUUUAUGAGUCUACAAAUGGAUUCUGAUAAGAAGUUGUAGAGUAUAUGAAAUGGAACAUAUUAGAAAUGAAUUAAUUAUUGAGUGAAUAAAGGUUCAAAAAGCAAUUAUCACUGAAUUGGAAAAAACUAAGGCUGAAAUGGUUUCAUCACAUGAAAAGGCUUGAUUGUGAGAAAUGGCCCAGAAAGGUUUGUGAGUGGUUUCCUUUGGACAGAAGAAAAGAAGUAGACCCAGAGAGGAAUAGCAGAAUUUGAUUUCUAAAGAUAUGCAAAGAAAAGAAUGAUUGGAAUUAUAGAGGAGUAUGGACACAGAUGUGAGACAGCCACAAGAGCUGAAAAAUACUCACAAGAAAAAGAAGCAACAGGAUUUAUCCACUUUUUCAGAACCAGGGCCCGGCAAUAAGAGUUUCUUUUCCAAAAAUUUGUGUUAAUGUGGUGUUAAUGUAGGUCAUAUUUGGGAAAGAAUAUUAUUUUAAAACAAUACCAAGUCAGUGAAUAGACACAAUUAAAACUUCGGAGACAAAUCAACAGAAUAAAAUAUUUACAAAUUCUACUUCUUACACAAAACAAGAGAAAAAGAAUCAAUAAAAAAUAGCAAGGAGUUAAGUAAUAUUUUUUAAUUUAAAUUUUCCUAAGUGAUGAGACAAGCAAAUAGGUUCUCAAAUGUAUCAUUUUAAAUUCACUGCAAAAAUUACGUUCAAAUGUAGACUGUUUCAUUAUGUGGAAAUAACAGCAUAUAUUUACAUUUGUUUGUAAAGGAUUGGUAAAACUAGAAGAUUCCUGGUCUGUGUAGUCCAAUACAGAUAUCAGGUUAAUAGAAUUUCCAUUCAAUUUAAAUCCAGAUUACAAUCAAAGGAAAGCAAGUGAGCAAACUACCUCCUCUGCAUAUUUUCUAGCUAUUUUUUAUUGAUAGUUUGAUGGAAAGUAACAUGGCGAUGCUAUGGACCUGCCAUAGGCACAAGCAACCCAAGCCAUAGUUCCAUUUCAUAAUGGCAUUCAAGAGAUGCUGGUUGAACUGUCCCAAGCCUCAUACUACUUCCAAGCUGCUGGGACAUUUCAAGAAUAUAUCUGUAGGAUGCCAUAUGAACACAAAGCAAUAAGAACAAACAAAACAAAAGAUAAUUAAAAAUUGCAUAUGAAUUCACUUGUUCCAAUAAACUGAAUUUCAUAUUUAUAUUAUUUCCUUUUAUAAGUUGGUAUUACAAAAAGUACUGAACUGCACACACAAAUAUUGAAUAAUUCAAACAACAGACUAGGUUAUCAUUUUGUUUACAAACUUCGCCCACAUCUGUUAUCUGCGGUUUACCUUCCUAAUGAUGUUAAUAACUGUAACAGGAUCUUUGAAGCUGCCAUGAUACCAGUGUAAUAUAUUGCCAUACCACCAAUUGAAAUUUGGUCUUCAUGAGUUGACUGUAACCUUAAUUAUUCAAGUUGUCAUGUAUAAUACAAUCACCAAAGGUAAUUAAGGCUUGCCUGAAGCAAUUGUGAGCAUCUCUUUUACAUCAACUAUCUUUUCACGAAGUUUACCUUUCUCUUUCCCCCGAGACAGUUCAACUUUAUCAAUCUGUUCCCAAUCAGCAAAGCUCACAGUCUGAAUACCUUUCUUCUUCAAUAAUGAUCCUAUAAAUUCAAAUCCAGGUUUCUUUAUGGAAGCAUCAACAGUAUUAUUCAAUAUGUCUGAUGCCAUGGUCUGACCAACUGCGAAAGCAUUUGUCAUUGUUGAUAAAAUUACACCCACUGGUCCAGUACCCAACCAUCCAGAUACAUACAAUCCUGGUUGAAUAACUCCUCCAGAGUUCUCUACUAAUCCUCGUUUUGAAUUAAACGGGAUUGAGCUGUCUGCUUGUAUGCUUUUGUAACCAAUACUUCUUAGAACAAGACCACAUUCAAUAGUUUCUAAAACAUCUGUUUCAACAGCAUUUUCACCCUCCAUUGUAUUGACAGCAACUGUCAAUGCACCGACUGAGGAAGCAUCUUCUCCUGAUUGAAAAGAUUUUGGAGUGCGGAAAAAAAUAGGAUUAAAGCAUUUAUCUGCUUCUGUUUCUUUGCUUGUUGAAAUACUCUUCAUGAGGAGUUCUGUUAACCUCUUUCGGGGGCGAGGAAGAUCUGGACAAUGGUAUCUAAGCCAGCAAAAUCUUCAGCAUUCAUAUUUACGAAGCAUCUUGGUAAUCUCAACAUUUCACGAAAUUCUUUGAUUGUGAAGGCCACUUGUAAGGGUCCACGCCGACCUAUUAAUUUCACUUCUUUUACCUUACUGUCAGCCAGGGCAGCGAGAGAGUAUUCAGUUAUAUCUGUCUUCUUCAAAAGAUCUAUUGGUGACAAAAGAAUUCUAGCAACGUCCAAUGCUACAUUUCCCUGGCCAAUUAUUGCAACUUUCUCUAUAUUCAAAUUAAAUUUUAAAUCCUUGUUGUUAGGCAAGCCAUUGUACCAUCCCACAAAUUCACGAGCAGACAGGAUAUUAUCCAAAUUUUCUCCAGGAAUACCCAAUAAACGAUCCUCCUCUGCUCCAUAUGCCUGAAGAACAGAAUGGUAUGCGUUCUGCAAUUCUGCAAGGGAUACAUCUUGACCUAACUUGACAUUUCCUAUAAACUUGACUCUUGGAUCCUGGGCAGUUUUUGUAAAUGUGUUGAUGACAUUCUUCACUUCAGGAUGAUCAGGUGCAACUCCAAAUCUCACUAACCCAAAGGGAACAGGUAGACGUUCAAAAAUGUCUAUCUGCACCUUUGGCAAAGCUUUUAGAAUCUGCUGUGCUGCGUAGAAACUGGCAGGACCGCUCCCCACAACACACAGUUUGGGUUGAAUACUAUUUGGAUCAAUGACAUUUGUUGAAAAUAGUCUGCAUUUUUGGGAAAAUGCCAAAACUCUUCCUAAGGGAUGCAUUCUAGUAAAUAAAAUGACACAAAGUGUCAAGAAAGAACAGCUGAGUCAGUCGCAUUUCAAAACCUUGGUUUGUCGCGCUCCUGGUGGCUGAAGGUUUAAACCGCCGACAGAGGAAGAUCAUAUAUCUUAUCGCCUUCCACUUAUCUGCAGAUUAGUGCGAAAGGGAAGGAAGGUCUUUUCCCCGUAAGUGUUACGGCGUAAGUUGCUUGGCUCGCCUUGCUCACGCAGAAACAAAAAAAAACAAAAAAGCACGUUGCCAUUAUUAUAUAUUUUCCCUGCCACCAAUGCAAUAAAAUUA
Gryllus bimaculatus (two-spotted cricket) is the source of this 10117-nucleotide messenger RNA. Lineage: Eukaryota; Metazoa; Arthropoda; Insecta; Orthoptera; Gryllidae. The record is from the annotation of a GenBank genome assembly.